Messenger RNA from Pocillopora damicornis (cauliflower coral), 963 nucleotides. Its product is annotated as melanocyte-stimulating hormone receptor. The record is from RefSeq and is a predicted model, not a curated record. Gene Ontology annotation, molecular function: G protein-coupled receptor activity. Lineage: Eukaryota; Metazoa; Cnidaria; Anthozoa; Scleractinia; Pocilloporidae. Gene Ontology annotation, cellular component: membrane. Gene Ontology annotation, biological process: G protein-coupled receptor signaling pathway.
AUGUGCUUAUUGAAGGAAGUUUCAGUCAUCGUCACUAGGAGUGGAACACAGACGAAAACCUUUGUAGAACUGAUAUGCAACCCAUCUUUUGGAGGUGGAUUACAUGAAAUAUUUACUUUUUUCUCAGCAGUGCACAUUCUCCUCUCCAUCACAGCAUUCCUUACAAAUUCUCUCAUCCUUGUUGCCCUUCACAAGGAAUCUUCCCUCCACCGACCGUCCAAACUCUUGUACCGUUCUCUGGCAACAACUGACCUGUUGGUUGGUCUUGUUGCCCAGCCUCUCUAUGCUACUUAUUGGAUGUCCUUAGUUCAGGAACACUGGAGCCUUUGUCGAUACGCAUUUGACGCAGCCUACAUCACGGGGUAUGCGUUGUUUUUAGUGUCUUUGAUGACGAUGACGGCUAUAAACGUGGACAGACUUCUCGCCCUAUUGUUGGGGCUGAGGUACAAAGAAAUCGUAACUUUGAAGCGCACAUACAUCAUUGUAGCUACCAUCUGGAUUUUGGCUAUUGUCUCUUCUUUAUGCGCUUUACUUGAUGACCGUAUAAUUCUUUUGCACCGUCUCAUAACUAUACUACUUUGCCUGGUUAUUUCACUUGCAUCAUACACAAAGAUUUUUCGCACUCUCAGAUAUCAUCAGGUUCAGGCAGAAGAUCCCGUUCAACAACAGCCGAGCCAACUAAAUGUACUGAACAUAGCUCAAUACAGAAAAGCAGUGUAUAGUGCACUGUGGGUGCAGUUAGCAUUAGUUGUUUGUUUUGCACCAUUCUUUAUCGUGGUGACCGCGAUUGCACAUAGUAACAAAACACAUUCAUCGCACUUGGUCAUCCUAUGGGGAAUAGCCGAUGUCUUGGUUUACUUUAACUCGACGUUAAACCCGUUUCUUUACCGCUGGAGGAUAAGUGAAGCAAGACAAGCAAUGAAGCAGACAAUCAGACAAGCACUUUGCUGUCCAUGGAGUUAG